Pantherophis guttatus is the source of this 2307-nucleotide messenger RNA. RefSeq names its product solute carrier family 7 member 11 (gene SLC7A11). Gene Ontology annotation, cellular component: membrane. Gene Ontology annotation, molecular function: L-amino acid transmembrane transporter activity. The record is from RefSeq and is a predicted model, not a curated record. NCBI's taxonomy places the organism in Eukaryota, Metazoa, Chordata, Lepidosauria, Squamata, Colubridae. Gene Ontology annotation, biological process: amino acid transmembrane transport.
CAUCAUUCAGCAAAGCUAACUUGGUAUGACAAGGAAGCUUAAACACAAUACCGUACUGAAGUGGAGCUGGCUUCCAAUGACAGAACAACACUGAGGUAGCUGAGAGAAGAAGCAGGUGUUUUUCAGUAGCAGUUUGAUAUCACUGAAAAGUUAAAAGACACCCGAGGAGCUUUAUACCUGUUGGCACAAGCAGAUUUAAAAGCUAGAGACAGUAAGGGACCAUGUGCAAUAGCUUUUAGCUAGGAAGAGACGAAGAGAAGAAAAAAAGAACAGAGAAGGUUUUUGUUUUAAUCUUUGUAAAUUGUGUGAGCUGCUCUAAAGCAUGUUUAGGAAGUCUCCGGUCUCGUCAUGUUCCAAUGGGAGCUACCCCCAGGGACAAUCUAAGUUGCCUUCAACAUAUGACAUCAAGGUAGAACCAGGAGACAAAGUGGUGCUGAAGAAGAAAAUAACUUUGCUGAGAGGAAUAUCCAUUAUAACUGGCACUAUAAUUGGAGCCGGAAUCUUCAUCUCUCCAAAAGGAAUUCUCCAGAACACUGGCACAGUGGGAAUGUCCUUGAUUGUCUGGACUGUCUGUGGAAUUCUUUCACUCUUUGGUGCUCUCUGUUAUGCAGAAUUAGGCACAAGUAUUAAGAAAUCUGGUGGGCAUUAUACAUAUAUCCUUGAAGCUUUCGGUCCACUUCCUGCCUUUGUAAGAGUUUGGGUAGAACUACUUAUCAUACGCCCUGCUGCCACAGCAGUAAUCUCUCUGGCAUUUGGACAGUACAUAUUGGAACCAUUUUUUAUACAAUGUGAAAUCCCUGACCUCGCUAUUAAACUCAUUACAGCUGUAGGAAUCACAGUUGUAAUGGUCCUGAAUAGUAUGAGUGUCAGCUGGAGUGCCCGCCUUCAGAUUUUCCUAACCUUUUGCAAGCUUGUAGCAAUUUUGAUAAUUAUAGUCCCUGGAGUUAUGCAGCUAAUUAGAGGAGAAACUGAACACUUUAAAGAUGCAUUUUUUGGAAAUGCAGCCAGUGUCAAAGGAUUGCCUCUAGCUUUUUAUUCUGGAAUGUAUGCUUACUCUGGUUGGUUUUACCUCAAUUUUGUUACUGAAGAAGUGGAAAAUCCUGAAAGAAAUGUGCCACUUGCCAUUUGCUCAUCAAUGGUUAUUGUCACACUUGGCUACGUCUUAACUAACGUGGCCUAUUUUACAACUCUCAGCCCCGAGGAUAUGCUAAUCUCCAAGGCAGUGGCAGUGACUUUUUCUGAACGUCUACUGGGAAAUUUUUCCUUAGCUGUUCCUAUUUUUGUUGCACUUUCUUGCUUUGGAUCUAUGAAUGGUGGUAUAUUUGCAGUAUCAAGGAUGUUCUACGUUGCAUCCCGUGAGGGUCACCUUCCAGAAAUUCUCUCCAUGAUUCAUGUUCGCAAGCACACUCCUCUACCAGCUGUCAUUGUUUUGUACCCACUCACUAUGGUCAUGCUCUUCACCAGUGAUCUCUACAGCCUCUUGAAUUUCCUCAGUUUUGCCAGAUGGCUUUUUAUAGGAUUGGCAGUUGCCGGGAUGAUCUAUCUCAGAUAUAAACGUCCUGAUAUGCCUCGUCCUUUCAAGGUGCCGCUGUUUAUUCCUGCUCUGUUUUCCUUCACUUGUCUCUUCAUGGUUGCACUGUCACUUUAUGCUGAUCCAAUUAAUACUGGCAUUGGUUUUGCAAUUACAAUGACAGGAGUCCCUGCCUACUACCUCUUUAUUAUUUGGGACAAGAAGCCAACAUGGUUUAGGCGAUUUUUAGGCAACAUGACAUCAACAUUACAAAUAAUCUUAGAAGUUGUUCCAACAGAAGAUAAUCCAGAUUUGUGAUCUUCAGCUAGAUGAAUCUGCAUUGUUGGACAAACACCCAAGUUCUUCACUGAUUAAAUGAACUUUUUUUUUUUUUUUUUUUGCCAAAAUGGCUUUUUAAAAAGUUUUACUGGAAGAAGUUAUAUUGGGGCAUCAGUUUUAACCUGAUACUUGAUGAAAACUUUAAAUAGAAUUGUUAUGUAUGUAUGUAUAUACAUACAUAAAAAAGUUAUCUGAUACUGUAUCAACAGUUUUGUAGGCAACUAUCUUAAAACUGUUGUAAAAUAGUGUUUAUCUUCUGCUUUGCAAAUGGAGUUGAUAUGGUAUUUUCUAUAUUUUAAAUGUAUAAAUGUCCAAUUUUUCAUACUGAUAUUUACUAAGAACAUUUGUUUUAAAAAUGUUCAUCAUAGCUGGAAAUAUUAAGAGUGGAUUAUAUGUGAAUUCUCCAUGCUGGACCUGAUGUAAGACAACAGUAAAAGAAUUGUAUUAAUACAAAAUUA